Molecule: messenger RNA, 1843 nt
Organism: Cercospora beticola
Lineage: Eukaryota; Fungi; Ascomycota; Dothideomycetes; Mycosphaerellales; Mycosphaerellaceae
Biological process (GO): amino acid activation for nonribosomal peptide biosynthetic process; secondary metabolite biosynthetic process
Cellular component (GO): cytoplasm
Molecular function (GO): phosphopantetheine binding
Source: RefSeq, a predicted model, not a curated record
CCAGACCACCUGAACCAUGAUCUGCCACGAAGUUGUUCCUGAUCUUCAAGAUCACUCACCAGACCGCCUGACAUCUGGAGAAACAUGGCCUACCACGGAAUAUCCUACGAAGAAUGGAAUCAGCUCGUACAGCAGAACCGGCCGUUGCCCCCAACAGUAAACCUAUGCAUCCACGCCGAAAUCGAACGUCAAGCAAGAAUCCAUCCCAGCAAAGUCGCUUUCACAAGUUCAGAAGAAGAUCUCACCUAUGAUGCUCUCAGUCGACUUUCCGAUCUGGUCGCCUAUGAUCUCGUAGACCGAGGCGUCAUCAAAGAAGACAUAGUGCCACUAUGCUUCGACAAAUCACCUGUCAUGAUAAUCUUUAUGAUAGCAGUCAUGAAAGCCGGCGCCGCCUUCUUAGCUCUCGACCCGGAGCAGCCUCUAUCACAUACGGAGUCCGUCUUGCAUGAGAUGGAUGCAAAGAUGAUUAUUACGUCUGAAACAUUCCAGUAUUCUUUCCCUUCCGACUAUCCAGUACUUGUCCCGCCAAGCUUGCCACUCCUGGUGGGGCAGCUAGGGAGAGCAAGUAAAUGGAGUCCACCCGUUGUGUCUCCGAAGAAUGCCGCAUAUUGCAGCUUGACGCGAGCUAGUACUGGAGAGCCGAGUGGUGUAGUGCUGGAGCACCGUUCGUUCGUUUCUGGUAUAUUCUGGAACGCCCCGGCGCAGAUGCUGAAUGAGAAGUCGAGAGCGCUGCAAUUGGCGGAAUAUUGGCAUGAUGAAUGCAUUACAGAGAUUCUCACGACGCUUUGUGUUGGAGGAACAAUCUGCGCGCCGAACGAGGUCGAGAUCCAGCAUGAUCUCGUGGAGUUCAUCAACCUAAAGGAAGUCAAUUGGGCGGCAUUGACGCCGUCCUUCAUCAGCACGUUCCAACCCGUUGAUGUGCCGACGUUGGAAACAUUGGUGCUCGACGGCGAGACAGUACCACAGUCGCUAAUAGAAACAUGGUCCGAGCACGUAGUGGUUUUAGGCAGCUACACUGUUAGCGAGUGCAGUGGGACCAUCUCGGUUGGUUAUAGAGUCGAAAAUGGCUCGACUGCACGGAAUAUCGGUAGACCAGCAGGCGUUGCACUGUGGGUUGUCAAUAAGAACAAUGUUCAUGUCUUGAUGCCCGUUGGUGAAGUAGGCGAAAUCUUGAUCGAAGGUCCAACCGUUGGGAGAGGUUACAUCAACAACCCACAAGCGACAGGUGCAGCUUUUGUCAAACCUCCUAUAUGGUUGCGGCCCAUUUUAUCUCCGAGCCAGAAGGGCAAUCGACUGUUUCGAACUGGAGUUUCAGGCCGACGGACUCUCACUGGCACAUUCGAAAUCAUAUCUGGAGAGGACUUUCAGAAGGCAAUAGAAGACGCCGGGGAUGAUUCUGCGGUCCAAGUUGCUCAUGUUGCAAGACUCGUCAGAUAUGGACGGAUUGAUGAGGAGGAGAGCAAAGAGCCUGCUGCUGAUAAUGUCCAUUGAUCUAGCUUCAUCGUGCCAGUCUGAUUGAGAUCGGAGCAUCAUAUCGGGAGAAUUGCGACCUUCAAAGUCGGACCAGGGCGCUAGGUGGCCGGCAGCGCUUUUGAGAGCAUGUUCGAUGCAGGUCAUCGGAAAAGGCGGUGGGAUAGAGCAAAGCGGCAGCGCCCAUGAUGUUGAUAGACUCGCCAGACUAGGAAGCAGCCGCGCCGAUGACCUCGCAGGAGCAAUUUACGGCUUCGUCCCAGAUCGCAAAGCUUCCCACGCCUCCGGCUUGUAUCCUUGGGUCGGCGGAAAGAUGGUCGUUUUUCGAAUUGUACGUGUUCAUUGCUUGUCAUGACUCUACGAGAGCAGCAGC